Messenger RNA from Impatiens glandulifera, 720 nucleotides. RefSeq names its product trihelix transcription factor ASR3-like. The record is from RefSeq and is a predicted model, not a curated record. The transcript has 2 exons. NCBI's taxonomy places the organism in Eukaryota, Viridiplantae, Streptophyta, Magnoliopsida, Ericales, Balsaminaceae. The coding region runs from base 1 to 720 and encodes 239 amino acids.
AUGGCGUCAAAAACUGAUGAAUCGCCGACAAAUAAUCUUCAUUCAACAGACCACAGUGCUGAAAUACAAGUCGAGAUUCAAGGGAUUGCAGAAGUUUCUAAAAGACCACAACAUCCCAAAUGGAGUAUAAGAGAGACCCAUGUGCUCAUAGAGGGUAAAUUCGCGGAAGAAAACCUGAGGAGGAACGGAGAACAAAGAUCUAAUGUAAUUCUUACAUCAAAAUGGGAGGCCAUCUCAUCCUUCUGCACUAAGAAUGGCAUGAAAAGAGGAGCGAUUCAAUGCCAAAAUAGGUGGAGUAGGUUAAUGGAACUUUUCAGGAAGAUUAAAAUGAGAGAAUCAGUGAAUAAAGAUGAGGAUAAAUCAUUCUGGAACAUGACAGCCAAAGAAAGAAGCUUGAUUAAGCUGCCCAAAUUUUUUGAUAAGGAUGUUUAUGAUGUAUUGGAUGGAAAUCCAUGGUGCGCCUCUGCAAUUUCGUUAAAUCAAGUUGCAACAAAUGAUUCUUCAAAGAAACUACCAAAUUUAGAUAUGAAAAAGAAUAAGCCAAUAUACUGUCCAAAAGAAGCAACAUCUCAGAAGCCAGGCAAAAAAAGAAGGUUAUUUGAGAAUGGAAAUGAAGAAGUCAACAUGGAGUCCGAGAAUGGGAAUGAACAAGAUAAUAUCUUGAUUGUUGCUUUAAACAAAAUAGGAGAUGCCCUUGGAAGGAUUGCAGACAAAUUAUGA